This is a messenger RNA of Sorghum bicolor (sorghum), 1791 nucleotides long. Its product is annotated as malate dehydrogenase, glyoxysomal. Bases 17 to 1357 code for a protein of 446 amino acids. Gene Ontology annotation, biological process: tricarboxylic acid cycle; malate metabolic process. Gene Ontology annotation, molecular function: L-malate dehydrogenase (NAD+) activity. Lineage: Eukaryota; Viridiplantae; Streptophyta; Magnoliopsida; Poales; Poaceae. The transcript has 9 exons. Gene Ontology annotation, cellular component: cytoplasm; chloroplast. The record is from RefSeq and is a predicted model, not a curated record.
GUCAUCGUCGUGAUCCAUGGCACCACCGCUUUGCCUUCGCACACCGUGCCCGGCCGCAUUCCUGCCCAUGCCCCAUCAGGCCAUCACAACGGUCGAUCCCUUCCCAUUGAAACGUGCACGCAUCGUCCGUUCCGCAGGGAGUAACAACCAACGACACCUGCGACCUACCUCUCUUUCCCUGCUCUGCUUCCUCCAACUCCAAGUCCAAGAAGCCUCCAUCCAACUCUCUGUCUCUGCAACGCCACAGCCGGAGGCAACCAUGGAUCAGCAGCACCAGCAAGGGCUCGACGCGGCGGCGGCUAGGCGGAUGGCCACGCUCGCCUCACACCUGCGCCCGCACCCUGCCUCUCCCCCUCAGGUGGAGGAUGUUCCCCUCCUGAGGGGUUCCAAUUGCCGCGCAAAAGGGGCGGCGCCGGGCUUCAAAGUCGCGAUCUUGGGCGCAGCAGGUGGGAUCGGGCAGCCACUCGCGCUAUUGAUGAAGAUAAACCCUCUUGUUUCGGUGCUCCAUCUAUAUGAUGUCGUCAACACACCUGGUGUCACAGCUGACAUCAGCCACAUGAGCACUGGUGCUGUGGUACGUGGCUUCUUGGGCCAGCCACAGUUGGAAAAUGCCCUGACCGGAAUGGAUCUUGUAAUAAUUCCGGCUGGUGUCCCUCGGAAACCUGGGAUGACAAGGGAUGAUUUGUUCAACAUAAAUGCUGGAAUAGUCCGUACCCUGUGUGAAGGAAUUGCAAAAUGCUGCCCAAAUGCAAUUGUGAAUGUGAUCAGUAAUCCUGUCAACUCUACUGUUCCGAUUGCUGCUGAAGUUUUCAAGAAAGCUGGAACUUAUGACCCUAAGCGUCUUUUGGGUGUGACCACACUUGAUGUAGUGAGAGCAAAUACUUUUGUGGGAGAGGUUCUUGGACUUGACCCCAGAGAAGUAAAUGUUCCAGUUAUCGGUGGGCAUGCAGGAAUUACGAUACUGCCACUCCUUUCACAGGUGAAUCCUUCCUGCUCAUUCACGUCAGAAGAGGUUAAAUACCUCACUUCUCGCAUACAGAAUGGUGGCACAGAAGUAGUCGAGGCUAAAGCUGGAGCAGGAUCAGCAACUCUUUCAAUGGCCUAUGCAGCUGCCAAAUUUGCAGAUGCUUGCCUGAGAGGAUUGCGUGGUGAUGCUGGGAUAGUAGAGUGCUCUUAUGUAGCUUCUCAGGUCACAGAGCUGCCUUUCUUUGCAUCCAAAGUGCGGUUAGGGCGAUGUGGCAUUGAGGAGAUCCUACCACUUGGGCCAUUAAAUGAGUUUGAGAGAGCUGGUCUGGAGAAGGCAAAGAAAGAACUGGCCGAGAGUAUCCAGAAGGGUGUCUCUUUCAUCAACAAGUGAGGCGGGCCAGCCCAACAUAGAAAUAGAUGUGGCGUGUUUUGGCUUCCUGAGAACUCUUAUCUCUUGUUAUCUCAUUGUAAAACUGUGUACAUGGCACGAAUAAUCUACAUAGGCGGCUGUACACUAAAAAAAUAUAAAUAUGUGGCCGCUAAAAAAGGAAAUAGAAAAAUCUGGUAAUAAAAGUUGCUUCUGAACAAAUGGGGUUCUGAAGUCUGAAUUGCCCCAGUGUACGGGAUCAGAUGUACUGUAUGGUAUUAGAUAAUACAUUUGCAGUCUCGAUGCAGAGCAAGGUUGCAUUGCAGCUGAGAUGCCAAUGGAACUGUGUAGAAAUCACCACUGAGAUUGUGUCCUUCAUUAUGUUGUUUAGUCACAUAAAUCCAUGACGGGAUUUGUGCAUGAUGAGUUAACUUGUACGGUCUUCAGUUAUAUUGUUC